Molecule: messenger RNA, 1095 nt
Organism: Ipomoea triloba (trilobed morning glory)
Lineage: Eukaryota; Viridiplantae; Streptophyta; Magnoliopsida; Solanales; Convolvulaceae
Exons: 3
Coding region: 1-1095 (364 amino acids)
Molecular function (GO): RNA-DNA hybrid ribonuclease activity; nucleic acid binding
Source: RefSeq, a predicted model, not a curated record
AUGAGUACGAAAAUAGGCCAUGAUCCUUGGCUUCCUACUGAGGAUAACCCGUUUAUUACUACAUCUUUGCCCGAGGCUAUUUAUGAAGCUCCUGUAUCAUCUUUGUUAAACAUGCAGGGACUGGGUUGGGACGAGGAGUGUGUGAAGGAUAUUUUUAACGAAAGGGAUGCUAGUAUUGUACUAAAUAUUCCAGUUAGCUUGCGACGACCUAGUGAUGCUUGGGUUUGGUAUAAGGAAGCGAAAGGUGAGUACACGGUCAAGUCUGCCUAUAGAAUGUUGGUGGGAGAAUUGCAAGAUAACAGACCAUGGCGUUUGUUAUGGAAUCUUAAGACUGAUGAAUCCGCCCGGUAUUUGUUCAUGGACUGUACGGAUGCGGUUGCUAUGUGGACUACAAUAGGCUUAUCUUCUCCUACACUGGGACAAGAUGAUAUGCAAUGCAAGUUUGUCAUGCUUUGUUGGGGACUAUGGGGAAGCCGGAAUAAUAAAGUAUGGAAUGGGAAUGCUUUUGAUUGUAAUGCUGUAAUUCAUUCAUCUCUCACUUUCUUGACAAACUGGAAGGCAGCGUAUGAUCCAAUGUUGACAACGCAAGGUUCUGGUGGUAGGUUGCUGAAGUGGAAAGCUCCAUCACCUGACCGGUUAAAGAUGAACACGGAUAUUGCUAUGGAUAUUCAUCACAAUAUUAUGGGGCUGGGCUGGGUGCUACGAGAUCACCAUGGUAUGUUUCUAGCUGCAAAGGCGAUGCAAAUUAGUGGAAAUUAUAGUGUUCAAGAGGCCGAAGCGGUUUGUAUUCGUGAAGCUUUGAGUUGGCUGAAAGGAACCGGGAUGGGAGAUGUAGAUAUUGAGACUGAUUCUCAACUUGUUUAUUAUGCUUUAUCUUCGAAUCCUUUUAUUUCUACUUUUGGUUUUCUGAUUGAUGAUAUUAAAGAAGUUGCAUCUAUGAUUGAGGGUGUAGACUUCUGUUUUGUUAAACGAUCUGCGAAUCGUGCUGCCCACAUUGUUGCUCGGGAAGCCGUUUCUUUGACAGGUUGCGGGGAGUGGUUCGAUACUCCUCCUCUUUAUCUUGUUGAUUGCCUUUUAUCUGAUUUAAUGAAUUAA